AUGGCAGUGCAAGAGGACAUGCUUGAGCGCUUCUUUGAGGAAGCUGUCAACAAAGAAGUUGCUUUGGACGAGUUUAAAGACGCGCCAACCCAAAAUUUGAAGCGUAGAUGCGCCGAGUACUAUACUGCUCAGAAGAGAAAGUGGGAGAGCUUCAAGAGGUUUUCCUUUGGAUUUAACCCCAUAGAAAAAUUCAAAGACAUUCCUGUGAUAUGCACUAUAUCUAUGUACCCAGGGUAUGUUAUGGUUGGGCCUGUAGAGAAGGAGGGCGUUAAGCAUGGAUACACAGACGUUAUAAACACGCUUCUGUCGUAUGUAAACAGAAACCUGAUCCACCCGUAUCUGCUGGAUCUUCUUGACAGGGGGGACUAUCCGUUCUACGACAAUCACGUGGUUGUGGAGGUGGUUGACCACCGAGUGGCGGAGCCUGUUUCCAACAGAGUGCUGCUGCGGGGGUCUGUGGCAGGCAUGCCGUACGUGCACGGGGUUCUUCUAUCGACAAAAACCGAGGAGGCUGUUGAGGCUGAGAUAUAUGCAAAAACAGCGAAGAUUUGUUUGGACCCUACUCCAGAAGUGUUUGAGAUCCUGAAAGUGCACGACUACAACGUAAGGAAGUACGACAUGCUCAAAAUAGACAAAAAGCAGAAGAUAAAGGUGCAGAUCAGCAGUGUGAUAAAAGAGUACCGAAGAGCCGAAAACAACAGAAAAAACGAGGCAUACUUGGGCCUUGAAAGGUCGACCAACUCCCGGAUUUACAGGACUGCCAAGUUUAUAGGCGGAAACACACACUACUCGAUAAACGCAGUGGCAAACACAGACUAUAUAGAGGUGGUGUUCCGAAAGGGGGACAGCAUAAACACAGCCACGGGAGGGUUUAUUUCUAAAAGGAAAUUUACCACGUCUGCACAGAUAGACCUAUACAUAGACAGCACUAAGAAGCUGCUAGAAAUAUACCACAACGACCUCAAGUGCAUAUGCGACAUUUCUGCAAACCCCAGAAAGACAAAGCACUACAGCCAGUCCCCGUACCAGAGAAUACCUGUCGAGGACGGGAUGUCUAGACAAGUCAUAUACGGGUCUCCAGGGCAGGGCGCCCCCAUGGAGAGACACAUGCGGUUCAUAAAGCCAGAGCCCAUGGAGGAGCACCCCACCAUAAACGACAGAAGGCCGCCCAACUGGGAUGGAAAGCCUUCAUCUAAGGAAAUGGACGACUUUAACUUUGACUAUGUAAACAAAAAGUUCAUAUAG
Messenger RNA from Nematocida major, 1245 nucleotides. RefSeq lists its product as uncharacterized. The record is from RefSeq and is a predicted model, not a curated record. The transcript has a single exon. The coding region runs from base 1 to 1245 and encodes 414 amino acids. NCBI's taxonomy places the organism in Eukaryota, Fungi, Microsporidia.